AGCAAAGUGCCAAAACCAGAGCAGGAGCUGGGCCGACUAGACUACUGAACCAAUCCGCGCGCCCUCGCCCUGCUCCCCCCUCUGUCGCCAUGGCCGCCGCACUCUCCUCCCCCCACCUCGCCGCGACCCUGCCGUCUCUCCGGCCCCCUGCCCGCCGGCCUUCGCGCGCGGCCUCUCUACUCCCGCCCCGGGGCGCCCGCAUCGCCCUCCGUCGCUCCUCCAGGCAUCCUUACCCUUCGUCAAGAAAUUCUGGAUGGUUUGAGAAUGCGGCAAGGAAGAAAGCUCUGUUUGCAUCAGAGACAGAUUCCCCUAGCACCGAGGUUUCAAAACAGAGCAGCACCGGCGACGCCAACUCUUCUCCACAUGGCCCGCCAGUCCUGACCAUUUUGGCCGGUAUCGCUGUGUUCUUCCUGCUCUUGUGGGUCAUCGGAUCGAUCUUCACCUGGAUCGUCGGUCUCGUCUUCGGGGCUGCGAAAUCUUAGGUGUUUAUCAAUGUUAGGAUAGUUCUGCACCUUUUCAGUUGUAUAUACACUUGUCCCCGGCUGCUGUUUGAUGAUAGCCCUGGAUCAUUGCAUCCUCUGCUGUCAUUUCCAUCCGAGAUUCUUGAAUAAUUGUAUUACAUAUUCCUAGCCAAAAGUCACGGAUUACCACACUGUUAUUUCUAGCCAUAUCUUGGCUCAUGACAGCAAGUGUUGUUAUUUUGGAGAAAGACAGUGCCUGUGUUCGUUCCAUUUCUUC
Triticum dicoccoides is the source of this 738-nucleotide messenger RNA. RefSeq lists its product as uncharacterized. The record is from RefSeq and is a predicted model, not a curated record. NCBI's taxonomy places the organism in Eukaryota, Viridiplantae, Streptophyta, Magnoliopsida, Poales, Poaceae. The transcript is spliced from 2 exons. Bases 90 to 482 code for a protein of 130 amino acids.